Messenger RNA from Drosophila innubila, 796 nucleotides. Its product is annotated as heat shock protein 27. The record is from RefSeq and is a predicted model, not a curated record. Gene Ontology annotation, biological process: response to heat; protein refolding. Lineage: Eukaryota; Metazoa; Arthropoda; Insecta; Diptera; Drosophilidae. The coding region runs from base 16 to 609 and encodes 197 amino acids. Gene Ontology annotation, molecular function: protein folding chaperone. The transcript has a single exon.
AAUCUUAGACUCGAAAUGGCUUUGGUGCCGAGCACAUAUCGUGAUCUUUCCCGGGAAUUGGAUCGUCCGCGUCCACUGUACCAGCCGCCGUACGACUUCCAGCUGUAUCCGUAUCUCUGGGACGAUUCCCGAGUCUGGUGGCCCACCACAGCCCACAACCGUGACUAUCUACGGCCCUUGGAUGAGCUGGUGACGCGUCGAGUGCGGAACCAGUUGAUCCAGUCCACACCCUAUGAGUGGGCAUAUCCCAUGAGAUGGGACAACUAUUACUCCGGCGAGCGUGUCCAUGUGGAUGAGAAGGGAUUCCGGGUGGACAUCGAUGUGCGUCAGUUCCGACCACAUGAGAUUGUGGUCAAGACCAACGAUGACUACGUCAUGGUUCAGGGGAAUCAUGACAAGCGCAGCGAGGGACCCAAUGGAUACGUGGAGCGACACUUUGUCCGGAAGUAUCUACUGCCACGUGGCUACAAUGCCAACGAGGUCAUCUCCGACAUCUCCUCGGAUGGCAUCCUAACCAUUAAGGCUCCUCCCCCGCCACCCGCCAAGUACUACAGUCCCGGUGAGCGUCUGGUGCGUGUCCAUGAAACGGGAAAACUUGCCCUGCCCUGAAUAUAGUUCUUCUCCUCCUCCUCCUCCACUUGUCUCCCCCUCGUAGUCUACAGUUGCCGCCGCCAGGGAAGAAGCUGCCAAUUCAAGGUGAACCUAUUUUUGGCCAGCGAGCGAAAUUCAAUUAGAUUUAAAUAUGCACAUGUAGAAACUGCAAACAUUAAAUGCGCAAUAAAUUGAUAGAAACCGA